This is a messenger RNA of Acomys russatus (golden spiny mouse), 2488 nucleotides long. RefSeq names its product leucine rich repeat neuronal 4 (gene Lrrn4). The transcript is spliced from 4 exons. The coding region runs from base 163 to 2337 and encodes 724 amino acids. NCBI's taxonomy places the organism in Eukaryota, Metazoa, Chordata, Mammalia, Rodentia, Muridae. The record is from RefSeq and is a predicted model, not a curated record. Gene Ontology annotation, molecular function: protein binding.
GGUGAGGGAAGCCUCAGGCUGGAAAAGCAAGGACAAGCAAAUGCGGUGGGUCCUGCACCAGAGAUAAGGAAAAAGCUGGUGUCCACACACUUUUUUUUGCCAUUCGUUCGGGGCUUCCUCUGAAAUCAUGGGCCAUUGGCAGUCUUUCCCUAGAGAUUCAACAUGAGGCGGACGCUGCUGCUACUGCUAAUGGUGCAGAGCCAGAGCCUGGAGGGACUUUCCCAGGAGCCGAUUCCCCUCUUCCGACUCACUCAGCCGGGAUCCUGGGACAGCCGCGCCACCGACUCGCCCUGCGAGGGUCUCCCUACCACGGGAGCCACGGCCCUGAACCUGGCGAACCACAACCUGGAGCGCCUGCCCAGCUGCCUGCCUCGCACGCUGCGCAGCCUCGACGGCAGCCACAACAUGCUGCGCUCCCUCAACACCUCUGAGCUCGGCAGCCUGCCAGAACUGCGCGUGCUCACUCUUCACCACAACCGCAUCUCUACCCUGCACUGGGACUAUGACAUACUGUCCGGGCUGCAUGAGCUCGACCUCAGCUACAACCUGCUGCCCGGGCUGCCGCCCUGCGUGGGACCCACGGUGCGCAGACUUCGCUCGCUGGCACUGGCCGGGAACCCACUGCGGGAGCUGCAGCCACGGACCUUCGCCUGCUUCCCCGAGCUGCAGCUUCUCAACCUCUCCUGCAGCGAGCUGGGCAUCAUCGCGCAGCAGGCCUUCGCUGGGGAGGGCGGUGGGCCCCUGGCGGCGCUGGAGGUCUUGGACCUGAGCGGCACCCACCUCGAGCAAGUUGAAUCCGGGUGGAUCAGAAACCUGCCAAUGCUCAAGUCCCUCUACCUGAGAAAGAUGCCCAGGCUGAAGACACUGCAGGGAGACAUUUUCAAGAUGACUCCCAACCUGCAGCAGCUGGAUUGUCAAGACUCUCCAGCACUUACUUCCGUCCACACAGAGAUCUUCCAAGACACACCCUUUCUACGGGUCCUUCUGUUCCAGAACUGCAACCUGAGCUCCUUUGGUCCUUGGACUGUGAAUUCCUCCCAGGUCUUGUCUGUCAGCCUCUUUGGCAACCCUCUCACUUGCAGCUGUGAGCUGGCUUGGCUUCUCAUGGAUGCAAACAAAACUAUCUUACACAGGGCAGCCAAUACCAUGUGUGAGCCUGCUUCAGGAUCCAAGGGCACCUUCUCAGGCCCUCUCUCCCUCUCCCAGAUACCCAGUGUGUGCAGGUCAGACCAAAGCACCACCCUCCUGCCUUCAAACCCAUCCAACUUUGAUCUCUCAGUUUCUGCGCCACAGACACAGGGGCCUUCCAUUGGACAGAGCACGACCCUGUCUGCUCAGUCCGGAGGAAGCCAACAAAAUAUCACCAAGGUCCCCUCCCUCACCAUAGUUUCACUUGCACAAGGGUCAUGGAUGCAGGGAGAUACUUCGGGGAAAACUGCCCAGUCCACUACUGCCUCUGUGACAGUUUACAGUCCCUCCAGGGCUCUGCCUGGUGCUUCCAGCACAGGGACAGAGCGAACUGCCACCCAUUUCCUUGAGCCCAGUGUCUCAUCUGUCCCUACCCCACUUGUCAGCAAAUAUCUUGGACCCUUGCCUACUUCACCGAACCCCAGAAGCACAUCUCCGACCAAUCAGAGGAUGCAAGCAACCCCCAAGGCUCUCCACACGGAUCCAACACAGGAAGAGAUUCCAGUCUUGCUAUUAGACGAUGACAGUGAGGAAGGUGAGACUUGGAGCCAGGUGGCAGCACCUCACCAGGAUGUCUCUUGUGAUUACCAACCCUGCAAGCACCUGCAGACCCCAUGUGCAGAGCUGCAGAGUCGUUUCAGAUGCCGUUGCCCUGGUCUCAGUGGGGAGGAUGUCAUCCCAGACCCUCCUAAGCUGCAGGGGGUGUCAGAAGUGACUGACACAUCAGUGCUCAUCCACUGGUGUGCCCCCAACUCAGCAGUGCUCUGGUACCAAAUCCACUACUUGGCAGAAGGAGGAUCUAGGAACCAGUCAGUAGUGGACAUCUAUGCUACAGCCCGACAGCACCCCCUGUACAGGCUGUCACCAGGCACCACCUACCAUGUGUGUGUACUGGCGGCUAACAAGGCUGGCCUGAGCCAGUCGCAGGCCUCAGGCCAGAAGAGGUCAUGUGCCACUUUCACAACCAAGCCCAGCUCUGUGGUCAUCUUCUGGGGACUGUGUACCGCCAGUGCCCUGUUACUUGUUAGCACCAUGGUGCUAUCUGUGUGUCUCUGGAGGUGGCGCUGGAAGCCACACAGGCAGCUCUAUGACACACACCUGGUGGCCUUCAAAAACCCAGCCAGGGCUGAGGAAGUAGCUCAGUGGUAGUGACUUGCCUAGACCGAGCAAGGCCUUGGGUUUAGUCCCUAACAUCCAAAUCAAACACACUUAAAGCCUUGGGCUUUUCUCCAUCAACCAAAUUAAACAACAACCCAGCCUGUGACCACCUGCCAAGGCUGUAGAUCUUCAAUUAUGCCAG